Acanthochromis polyacanthus (spiny chromis) is the source of this 4748-nucleotide messenger RNA. RefSeq names its product ring finger protein, LIM domain interacting (gene rlim). The coding region runs from base 682 to 2874 and encodes 730 amino acids. Gene Ontology annotation, cellular component: cytoplasm; nucleoplasm. Lineage: Eukaryota; Metazoa; Chordata; Actinopteri; Pomacentridae. The record is from RefSeq and is a predicted model, not a curated record. Gene Ontology annotation, molecular function: ubiquitin protein ligase activity. Gene Ontology annotation, biological process: ubiquitin-dependent protein catabolic process; random inactivation of X chromosome; protein ubiquitination. The transcript is spliced from 4 exons.
CUCAUUAGCUAGCUAAUUUUAGCUUUGGCUUGUCUGUGAACGUCAUUGGUUGACGUCGUUUGCUUCGUUAGCUUGCGGUGAUGCUAAUAGUAGCUCAGUUUUACCGAAACCCUCUUAUUUUUAACGACCAUUAGUAACAGUAUGCAAGACAAAUAUCCAGUUCACCUCAGACUUCCCCUAAACAUAUAUAUUUGUGGGGGGAUAUUUCACGUCAGGUUGAUUUAACCGAGAACACGAAGUUAAUGGCUAAGGGAUGGCUAGCGGCAGUGUCCUGUUUGUAGUGUAAGUAGUUAGCCACUCGGCUAGUUAACUUGGAAGCUAACUAGCUUUAGCCUAACAUGACUGGGGAUGUUUGGUCAUCUAAUAAGUUUAUUUUUGAGAAGACAACACGAAUUUUAUCACGCUCACGGCAUGUCCAGUCGUCUAGCAUUUCAUUUACACGACUUUCAACCAGCAAUGGCUCCUCCAUUGUGGCUAGUAGUGUUUGAAGUUAUCAGUGUUGGCAACCGUGUACGAUGCUAAUUGGUAGGUAGCUAACGUAAGCUAAGCUAGAUGAUGCCAUUUUGUUUUUAUCUCGACUUUGACCAACAUACUGCUUCCCCGUAGGACUUAAAACGCACAAAUCACUGGAUCUUGCUGAAGAUUGGAGAGCAUCGCUAGACCUCCCUCCCUUCUGAGUCAAUGGAAGGGUCUGACAGUUUAGAGCAGAAUGGCAGUGACCAGCCAGAGUCACAACGCAGACGGCAGCUGGACCGCCUGGACCGGGAGGAGGCCUUCUACCAGUUUGUCAACAAUCUCAGUGAUGAGGACUAUCGCCUCAUGAGAGACAACAAUCUUUUGGGCACUCCAGGAGAGGUAACGGAGGAUGAGCUGUUAAGUAGACUUCACCAAAUCAAAGAUGGUCCAGAACAGCAGAGCAACACCCCUAGUAUUGAAAGUGCAGAAGAUCCAGUUGAACAACCCGAAAGCUCUGAGGAUCCUGCCAGCGGGGAUAGUCUCCUGGACUGGCUGAACACAGUGAGGCGCACAGGAAAUACAACCAGAACUGGUCAUCGUGGGAACCAGUCAUGGAGGGCUGUAAGCCAGACCAACCCAAACAGUGGAGAUUUUCGCUUCAGUCUGGAAAUCAGUGUGAACCGCAACCUGGCCGAACAGCAGGCAGCCGCUGAAGGGGAGCAACAGUCUCCAGACCAAUCUCCAGAGCAGUCUCCAUUAGACCCUCCAGAGCAAUCUCCAUCAGAUCCUCCAGAACAGUCUCCAGAAAACCCUCCAGGGCAGUCUCCAGAAAACCCUCCAGGGCAGUCUCCAGAAAACCCUCCAGGGCAGUCUCCAGAAAACCCUCCAGGGCAGUCUCCAGAAAACCCUCCAGGGCAGUCUCCACAAGGCCCUCCAGAACAGCCUCCAGAAGACCCUCCAGAACCGUCUCCAGAGGAGUCUCCUGAGCUGUCUCUAGAACAGUCUCCAGAGAUUCAGGAAGUUGUAGCAAAUGUUGAACCACAGGUUCCUAUGGAGACAGAAGUAGUGGAAGAACCAGUUGUAGAAGAGUUAGCUGUCGUAGUGGAACCUGAGCCUGAACUAGAAGAGGUUGUUUCUCAAGACGUCUUAGGAGAACCUCCCAGCUCACCUGCUGCCCUGCCAGUACAGCCCCCACUUUGUCCUUCUCCACGCAGAGGACAAAGGAGGGCCCGCAGCCGUAGUCCAGAACCCCGCAGGACUAGGGCACGUUUAGCCAGAAGCCGCUCCCCUCUCAACCUGGAUCAGCUUGAUGCUCUCCCUAAUCCACGAUAUGCUUACAGCUCUCAAAGCCCCAGUUCUUCCACCAAUGCUUCUCCUGUGCCUCAAGUAGAGGGCAGUUCUCGGACUCGACAACAUGUUCUUUCCAGGCAAAGCACCACGGAAGGUGAUGUUCAGGCAUCUAGGGCUGGUGGAGAAUCGGUUGCCGAAGCCCAAAAUGCUGGAUCUCAGGAAGGAGAAGCUGCUGGGGGGGAAGGAGGAGCCGCAGGGCGUCGUCCCCCUACUAUUAUGCUAGAUCUCCAGGUGCGUCGUGUGCGCCCAGGCGAAUAUCGGCAAAGAGACAGCAUUGCCAGUCGUACCCGCUCACGCUCCCAAAACUCAAACAACACAUUUCUUUAUGAGAGUGAGCGUGGUGGAUUUCGUAGGACUUUCUCUCGCUCUGAACGUGCUGGUGUGAGGACCUACGUCAGCACUAUUCGCAUCCCUAUCCGAAGAAUCUCUGAUGCAGGUUUGGGAGAGGCAACUUCAAUGGCUCUCCAGUCGAUGAUUCGACAGAUUAUGACUGGUUUUGGUGAGCUCGGCUACCUCAUGGAUUCUGACUCCGAUUCUUCAGAUUCCAACCGUGGAGCAAACACAACUGCGGACCUGGAAGCUCUUAACAACCCAGAUGCUACUACAACUGAUGGUCCUGCUGCUGAUGUUGACGAACAACCUGUUGCUGCUGGAGUCAGGGGAAGGACAGUUGAGACUGAUAUGGAUGAGGGCCUUUCCACUGGUCCACCUACCUCUGGUGGCAGGGCUCGACCCAGACCCCCCAUCAGCCUAGAGGAGCCCAGUUCACUGCCCUUCCUGCGGCUUGCUCACUUCUUUCUCUUAAAUGAUGACGAUGAGGACCAGCCCCAGGGGCUGACUAAAGAACAGAUUGACAACCUCUCCAUGCGCAACUUUGGUGAGAGUGAUGCCUUGAAGACUUGCAGUGUCUGCAUAACAGAGUAUGCAGAAGGGAACAAGCUACGUAAGCUUCCCUGCUCACAUGAGUACCACGUCCACUGCAUAGAUCGUUGGCUGUCUGAAAACUCAACUUGCCCCAUCUGCCGCAGGGCUGUCCUCGUGUCAGCCAACCGAGAGAGCGUAGUGUAACUCUUAACAGACUUCAGGCCUUUUCUCUCAACCUAAGUAAUCUUAUAUCCCAAGUCCAUAAGAGGCUUUGAGGAAAUGUGUCUCCACUGUUGAAAUGUAUUUCCUUCAUACCAUUUGUGAGUUUGAUCAUAAUGCAGUCACAGGUUUGAUUCGGGGUGCUUUAUACAGUGACAUCGGGACAUAUUCAGUCUCCAGUUGGACAUUUCUUACUGCAGUCCAAAGGUGGGCACAAACAAUGCAUGCGAUUGAUCAACCUGUAGCACCCAUGCAGUGUUGCACUGCAUCAAGCCAUGCGCACAAGCAGGCCUAUAUCUCAUAAAGAAUCCUCUGAUUAUAAAUGCUGCACACCUGCAGGGUAGUUCAGGCACUUCAAAUCAGAUCUUUUGUCUUGGCUCCUAAAUGGCGCCUUAUAUACCAUUAGUUGGUUAUAGGUACUAUUCCUAGUUACACCAGUUCAGAGUAUUAGCUGUAAAUAAGCUUGUAAAAACGAUUUUGAAUCAUACUUUGUAUCAGUGAAUUGGUUUUGGAUUGUAAAUUAUCACAUGAAAAUCUGGGUGAUGUUAGCAGUAACCCCACAUUUGGUUUUUAAAAAAGGUUGAAUCAGUGUACACAGCAGAAUUAUUUACAGAUUGUGAUGUCCAAAGGAUGCAGGACAUAAAUUGGUUUGCAAACUACAGUGUGACUUGUACUCUCUUCUUGUUCACCUGAAGGAAACAAUUUGCUAUUAUGCAGUGGCAUUUGACAUUAAAAUUUUCAGUGUGUGCCGAAUUGUUUGAAACACAUUGUUGCUCUGGCAUAAAGGAGACACAAUUAGGUUAUUUUCCAAAGUGCAAGUUCAUUUUGGAAUCAUUUGGUGGUGUUUUCUUGAUCAAUACAAUGAUGAGGAGGAAUUAUAUGAGAAAGGAGGGAUGUCCCACUUUAAUUGAUACUGAGUUGAUUCAAAAAUAUACAAACGGGCAUGUUAUCAGAAAUUCAAAUAAAGUUGCUUUUGCUUUUUCCCUUCUCUCUCUCACACAUAUACACAAUAGGAUAUUUACUUUUUAAUGUACAGUAACCAUUUGUCCAUUCAUCUUUUGUUAGCUAUUUGCUGGAUUCUUUGUUUUUCCACUAACUUUCUGGAUUUCUUUAAUUGUUGGUUGAUGAUUUGAGUUCUGGUAUUGGCAGAGUUAAAUAAUCAGAUUGACCUAAAAGGAAAUGUAGACUUGCCUUUGUCGGUCAUACCAGAAUAGGUUUAAAUACACUUUACUGUACAAAUUACAACAUAAGUCAUUAAUCCAAAGGUUUGACUGUUGGACAUUUACAGAGUCUGAAAAUUUCACACAGUUGUCCUUUUAGCUUCAACAGAACGUUGAGACGCUUCCCCACUGUGCCCUCCUUCUGCCUCAUGAGCAAAUGCUCCAUAUCGGUGUGCAAUACAAGCAAAAGUGAAAGUAGGGAAAUACCAACCAUGAUGUAAGUGUAUGAUACUGUUAAAAGCUGUUGUUCAUGGCUAAGAUCUUAAAUGAAGACUUAAUACCUUUUAUGUGUUGAAGUUCAUUUUAUUUUAUCUAGAAGUUCUGUAGGUUUUAAUAGCACUGUUAAUGAACGGGGACACUGGCUACAGGAAGAAGAGGGCAUCACUAUUAAUGCCAUCCUGUCAUGUUUCUUGUUUCAUUGUUUGAUGUCUUAGCCACAAUUAUUACCUCCCUUUGUGGGACAUAAAAGUUUGAAUGCAAGACGUUGUUGAAUACCAUAAACAUGUAAAUGAAAUUGUAUGUUCCCUCUUCGGCCAUGCUUUCGUUUUGGCCUUGUUCUGUGACGCGCCCAGUGCAGUAUGUUAACUGGGUGUUAAAUGAAACUAACCGCUGAAUUAAACAAGUUGUUAUGCUAUGAAA